GCCAUCCGGAAAAUGUCCCAGCGCGGGGACACCGACCUGGAGGAAGCGCUGCUCAGAUAUGCUGGGCAUGAAGACCUGGAGGUCCGCCGAACUGUGGUGGAACUCUUGGCGAUUGUGGCAACCAGCGGAAGUCGAUCGGAAGCCUUUCUGAGGUCAUUGGUGGAAGAUGAGGAGCUCGGUUCGACGGCAUCCAGCGCCCUGCGGAGAAUUCCCUAG
Molecule: messenger RNA, 216 nt
Organism: Symbiodinium pilosum
Lineage: Eukaryota; Dinophyceae; Suessiales; Symbiodiniaceae
Source: the annotation of a GenBank genome assembly